CAAGUCAGUUGUUGUUCCCGCACAGCCCGGUCGAAAAAUUGGGAUGCCUGAUGGAUGGGGAGCCGGGCGCUCCUCCUCCAGUAUUUGCCUUCGCACAAACGAGUUUGCGGAUCAAGGAAGGGUCGUUGGGGCCGCAAGAGGUUGCUGAUACACCCUGUGGGCCUUUGAUGUGAAACCGCUUGUGCUGUGCUGUGGGCAGAAGCGGAGAGUCCUCGUGCAUUGAUGGUGGAUCUGUUACGAUGGAUCUUUUCGACCCUGUUUUUUAUUCUCCCGCUCCUUCUUUUGCUGCCGUCGUGAAAGGGUUGUCUCUCCUCCUCCCCCCCACAGCGGAACCUGUUCUGCUCAUGGUCAUGGGGAGUAAGGAGGCUGGCGGUGAAGACAUGCCCCCUCAGUCGGUGAAGUUUGUUUCGCGCACACCGACAAAGAAGAGAAGGGAUAACCCUUGGUGGACCAUCCCUCCCGUUCCCGUGCUCACAUCGGACACGUUGGAAGCCUGUUCCAUGGAAAGAGAGAGCUCCAUCACGUCUCACACCCACAAAUUCCCAAAUGAUCCAUCAUCGUGGAACCUCCCUCUCCGCCGCGCUAGACGAAUUGAGCAACCAGCUGUAUGUGUGGAUGGUGUUAUCGUCUAUGCGUAUUCAUCGUCAGCCUCGGAGUUUAGUGAACCAACCACACUAGGCUACGUUGCAUCUGGUUCAGUUGGGGGAGUAUAUGCGGUCCAGCGGCACGACAGUCGACGGGAAUUGUGCGCAGCCUUGGCACACCCGCGGCGGGGAGGCGUCGGCUGUGAAGUUCAGCUCCAUCUACCCGGCACCUUCCUAGUUCUUGCCUCUCCCCCAUUCCACCGGCUGGCCACGACAGCCGAGCUCUCCCGAUUUGGAUCUGCGCGCCUCCUUCCGCUGGUUCGAGGGCUGGGCUGGUUGACGAUGAGGGGGACGAACACCAUCAGCUGGCGCCCGGCCUGCCCGUAA
Messenger RNA from Gaeumannomyces tritici R3-111a-1, 971 nucleotides. RefSeq lists its product as hypothetical. Bases 240 to 971 code for a protein of 243 amino acids. The record is from RefSeq and is a predicted model, not a curated record. The transcript has 3 exons. Lineage: Eukaryota; Fungi; Ascomycota; Sordariomycetes; Magnaporthales; Magnaporthaceae.